Molecule: messenger RNA, 6153 nt
Organism: Pongo pygmaeus (Bornean orangutan)
Lineage: Eukaryota; Metazoa; Chordata; Mammalia; Primates; Hominidae
Product: large ribosomal subunit protein uL11-like
Exons: 1
Coding region: 5609-6094 (161 amino acids)
Biological process (GO): translation
Cellular component (GO): cytosolic large ribosomal subunit; ribosome
Molecular function (GO): structural constituent of ribosome; large ribosomal subunit rRNA binding
Source: RefSeq, a predicted model, not a curated record
CUCAUUACUCUCUUUCGCCCUGUGGCUUCAGCAGCAGAGCAGCCUUUUGCAAAUCAGGCCGGCCUAUCUGGCUGGUCAUUCCUACCAGUACAGUAAGUCCAUUGUAUCAAGGGGUCAUGCCAUUUUUUUUUUUUUUCUGAGAAAGAACUGUUCCUCUACAGAAGCUUCUUGGACAUCCUCUUAACCCAAUUCCAUCAUGUUCUAUUGACCCCAUGUCCCCCACCCCAGAUCUUAGUGGACAUUCCUAGACUUUCUUGUUGAUUACCCUUUCAUGCCCAUCAUCAAUGCCAUGAGUGUGGUAUUUGUUGAAGGUCUAGUUUUUCUGGCCUUAGAGAUGUUAAGAUGUUUUGCCCAUUACUCUACAGCCCUUAAUUGGUAAAAGCUGUAUCUUGUUCCAAACUCUCCAAGGCAUAUAUAUCUUCUAAGUGUAAUUUUCUUUUCUUUCUUCUUUAUCUCUCUCCCUUCCUCCUUCCUUUCCCCUCCCUCCUUUCCUUCCCUUCCCUUCCCUCCCUCCCUCCCUUCCUUCUCUCUUUCUUUUUCUUUUUCUCUCUCCCUUCCUCCUUCCCUCCCUCUCGCUCCCUCCCUGCCUCCCUUCCCCUCCCGUCCUUCCUUCCUUCCUUCCUCCUUUCCUUUCCUUUCCUUUCCGUUCCCUCCCUUCCUUCCUUCUUUCUUUAUUUUCUCUCCUUCCUCCGUUUCCUUCCUUCCUCACUUCCUUCUUUCCUUCUUUCUUUUUUAGACAGAGUCUUGCUUUGUCAUCCAGGCUAGAGUUCAGUGGUAUGAUCUCAGCUCACUGUAGCCUUGACCUCCUGGGCUCUCAUGUAGUCAUUCAGCCUCAGCCUCCCAAGUAGUUGGGACUACAGGCAUGUGCCGCCACACCUGGCUAAUUUUUUUAUUUUUAUUUUUUUGUAGAAAUGGGGGUCUCACUAUGUUGUCCAGGCUGGUUUCGAACUCCUGGGCUGAAGUGGUCUUUCCUCCACAGCCUCCCCAAGUGCUAGGUUUAUAGGCAUGAGCCACCAUGCCCAGCUUUAAAUUUAAUUUUCUAUGUUUUGUUUUCCUAGAGGGAUAGCCAGCUAUUUUAGUACUUUAAAUUUUAAAAACUCUAUUUCCUAUUCCCAGUCCAGCAUAUGCCUUCUUCUUUACAGGAGGAUGACAUGGUGAGGAAUACUCACUAACUUGACCUUCUUGGUGUUAGUGUUCACCUCUUGUUCUUAUACCACUGUACAUAUGGCAGCAUCUUUUGAAGGUGGCUGCACCUAUCAACCCAUCAUUUAGGGAUUUGUCCUAAUGCUGUCCCUCCCCUUGCCCCCCACCCCCCCGACAGGCCCUGGUGUGUGAUGUUCCCCUCCUUGUGUCCAUGUGUUCUCACUGUUCAACUCCCACUUAUGAGUGGGAACAUGUGGGUCCUGUUCUGUUCCUGUGUUAGUUUGCUGAGGAUGAUGGUUUCCAGCGUCAUCCAUGUCCCUGCAAAGGACAUGAACUCAUUCCUUUUUGUGGCUGUAUAGUAUUCCAUGGUGUAUAUGUGUUAUAUUUUCUUUAUCCAGUCUAUCACUGGUGGGCAUUUGGUUUGGUUCCAAGUCUUUGCUAUUGUAAAUAGUGCUGCAAUAAACAUACGUGUGCACAUGUCUUUAUAGCAGCAUGAUUUAUAAUCCUUUGGGUAUAUACCCAGUAAUGGGAUUGCUGGGUCAAAUGGUAUUUCUGGUUCUAGAUCCUUAAGGAAUCGCCACACUGUCUUCCACAAUGGUUGAACUAAUUUACACUCCUACCAACAGUGUAAAAGUGUUCCUCUUUCUCCGCAUCCUCGCCAGCAUCUGUUGUUUCCAGACUUUUUAAUGAUUGACGUUCUAAAUGGCAUGAGAUGCCCUUUAAUUGUGAGGCCAAAGCAUUCACCAUUCAGUUCCCCCAGCUGGGGCUUUGUUCUAUUUAUAGCUCUUAGGCUGUGACAGGCCGUGCUGGUAAUUUGCUGAGAACAGGUACAGUAGGUCAGAUAUAUUUUACAAAGGGUUUCUGAUCCACAGUUCAGCUUUUUUGAAGUACCAGUGUCUUAUCUGAGUAAAAGUCACUUUCCUAGGCCAGCAAAAGCAAGACAACAAACACGGGAUACGAGUCAUUUAAGAUGUGUGAAAUCAGAGUGAGGCAGUGUGGAUGAGAGGAUGGGGAACUUGUUCAGCAAAACUUUGUCUGGAUCUAUUUUUCUGAGUUGUGUGGAUGGGCAGAUGUUUGGGAACAGAAUUAUUUUAUUCAUGUGAACCCCAGUUUGCAUCCCCCUUAAGGUGGUGAUCUGUAGGGUGGGGGAAUCAAUCCACAAGUAUUCCUUCCAAAUCCAAGUGCUCUGUUAGAGCAGAUAACCACCCUGAUGGAGAAGGAUGGUUAUUUUUAGGCAACACGUAAAUAUGUAGCAUGUAUAGACAGCUAUAUACAUUACAUUUUAUAUUCUUUAUCUGCUGCAUGGUGAUAAUAGCUUAAGCAAAACUAGGAGUCCUUGUGUUCAGUGAUAGAUGGGGAAUUAAUAUUUCGUUAUACCUGGGAAAGCCAGUGAUUCAGCUCUCCCUGUCCAAUUGUACUUAGAUUAAAUACAGUUCUUCUGCAGUUGCUUCUAAGCCUGGAAAAAGAGUGAUGACACACAGUUAAGUGGAAACUCCCUCCUAAUUUAUUAGAGCUUUUCUCCUUUUUUCUCCCUCUGCCUCCUGCUUCCCCUCUCUCCUCCUUCCCACUAGAACUCUUCUCUUUCCCUCUUCUUCCCUUGCCCUUUUCCUCCUAACUUUCCCUUCCUCCCUCCAUUCUCCACCUGAACCCCAGGGCAACUAAAGAGGGCACAUGCAGAUGUUCUUAUCCUAUCAUUCUAUCACGGACUUCAGACAGACUGUGGACCCCUAAAACUGUAUACAAAAAUGUGGGCUAUCUACAUUUGUUAAUUUUUUGAGAGUUAUUAUAUCAUUUCUUAGAUUCUCAAAAGAGUUUGUGACCAAAAAAAAUUAAAAAUAACUGUUCUAAGAUUCCACAGGAAUCAUCUAUCUCAGGGGGACUUUGUAGACUUCUGAAACACUAGAGCUAAGGAACUUCACAUGGCCCAGCAACCACAGGAGCCAACCCUAGAAAUGUAGGUGCAGCCUUCAAAACCAUCAGAAAGACAUCCUACAUCCAGCUCAGCCAUUUCUCCCUGUGAUUAAGGCUGUGAACCAGAUGCUAAGCAGGGUUUUCCGUUCUACAAAACAGGCAACAACAACAAGAAAACACCAAAAAAAAAAAAAAAAAAAAAGGAAGAAGGAAAAAGAAAAAAAACAUGUAAUGAGGUUAAGAGAGAAAAGCAGAAGCAUCCCAGCAAAAUAUUUGUGAUACUUUUAUGCUUUGAGAAACAAAAGCUUGUAUUUGAAUGACCAAGUCUUGUACCUCACCACAUGGAGGUUGUCUUUAUGAGUUACUAUAUUUCAGUCAUGUUCCUUUGUGUAAUUCAGUUGGGAUGCUAGGUAUGCAUUUGCAUUGUCCUUUAAUUUUGGUGUGCUUCCUAAAGAAGAAACUGUGUAGUGCUGGGUGAAGGCUGUUCAGAGAGAACCAGACAUGGCCCCUAUCUUCUAAGAUGAUACAAGAACAGAGCUAAAGAUUAUGUAGACUAUCAACAGACCUUAGCAUAAAAUAGGCUAAUACAGAAGUGGUCUAAUACUACCUUUGCAUCACAAAUGUAGUCAAGGGUGGAACAAAGGACUGUAACUAUGGCUGUCCCAGGUCUACAGAGGGUGGUCCAGGAACAUGGAUAAGAAUCAUCUUCCUCCUGAUGAAUUUAGUAGGGCUCUCAGUGGCAAGGGAUGGCUAGGUAGGCUGGUUCGCUACGGAUACCUUAAAUUUAUGGAGCUGUGUUCUCAGGUGGGAAUGAACACAGCAGUCUGUGAGGUAAAGGUGAGCAGAUAUUGCUGGAGCAAAGUCACAUGGGGUAAGUGGGACAGCCUGGAGGAGGGCAAGGACUUGGGUUUUAUCUCUGCCUGAUGGGAAGCAGGGACUGAGAAACAUAGGAUCAUGUUUUUUGGAGCUUAGACGAAACACAGACGAUCUUAUGGCUGCCAUGCGAGAACAGGGAAGGUGUGCACAGAUAUAGUUAUCCAGGGAGAAGUGGAAAGGUAUAUAACAUGAUGGCAAAGAAAAAAUGGGUUUUGAAAUGAUUUGAUGAAACCUGCAGCAGGAAAAGCACAGGAUCGAAUAUGCUGAGGAAGGGGCAGAGGUGAGUCAGAGAUGACUUAGGUUUUUGCUUUGCAGUGUUGAAGAGAUCUUGAUGUUGACAUGGUCCGUAGAAGUGAGACUUGAAAAUCACAGAAAUGAGGUGCAUAGCGGUGUCUUCAUCACAUGGAGUGUGAGCUGAUGACAAGAACAUCAAUCUGAAUCAUCGUAGAGUAGCCAGACUCAGGGGUAGAAGAGGAAGGUGUGUGUAUCUACCGAGAGAGUCACUGGGUCCUCCGUCAUGCACGGCCAAAGAGAGAACCUGACAGUGAUUGGGGAGGACAGGCAGAGGAACAGUUGACCUCUUCCAUCUGAAGCUUGGGUUUGUAAUACGCGCUAUUUUGCUAUUCCUCCACUUUUUUGAUGUUACCUUUUACUUUUUUUCUAAAGAGAUAAAAACAAUAAUGAUGUUUCCCAUUUUUAUUUUUUGAAAAAAGUAAAAUAAUGACUUCUCUGCCUAGCCAUUGCAGUGCUAGAUUAGCGUAAGAAAGCAAUGUUCACAUUAAUGCAGCGAUUACAGUUACUUUUUAUAUUCAUACAUGAGAGUCAUAACUUCUUCAUUGAAGAAAAAAGGAUGUAGUAAAUAUUUUCUGUUUCUACUACUAUCACCACCUCUUCAUGCCGUUCAAUACCGAAAGUUAUUUCGGGGUUAAGAUACUCAGGAAUGGGGCCAGGGGGAGAUAGGCCUCUAACUUCCAUUGGAGCAUGUAGUGGGCUGUAGUUUAAUAUGAUUCUGACACAUUUAACUGAAUUCUUGCCCCUUUCCCCAGCUUCCAGAGCCCAGCCAUUAUAUUUUUCCUUUAAGAGAUUUUUACGUAAAAAAAUUAUUCAAGAUUUGCCAACUCCUUUGAAAAUUCUCAAAGGGCAAACAAAUGAAAUGCUAAAGGAUUUAGAUGAGGCAUCUUUAUUUAAUUUAUAAAAUUUUCUUUUCACUUUAGAUAUGUUACAUAAAUAGUAAAUGGAUGUACGGUCAGCCCUCCCUGUGCUUGGGUUUUGCAUCCUAUGAAUACUGUAUUUUCAAUCCAUGUUUAUUUGAAAAAAAUCUGCUUGUGAGUGGACCCGCAUGGUUCAAACCUGUGUUGUUCAAGGACCAACUGCGUAUGUGUUUUUCUCACGUAAGUGGUAGUACAUCAUCUGAUUUCUCUUUUUAAGAAUAAAUGCCCAUUCUCUCUGUGUUCACAUGUAUAUAUAUAUUGUGUGUGUGUGUGUGCGUGUAUGUAUAUAUAUAUAUAUAUAUAACCAAAAAGUAUCUGAUACAGGUCUCAAUCAAUUUAGGAGUUUAUUUUGCCAAGGUUAAAGACAUACCCAGAAUGACUCUCGGCUUUCGGCUCGGAGGAGGCCAAGGUGCAACUUUCUUCGGUAGUCCCGAAUCCGGGUUCAUCCGACACCAGCCGCCUCCACCAUGCCGCCGAAGUUCGACCCCAACGAGAUCAAAGUCGUAUACCUGAGGUGCACCGGAGGUGGAGUCGGUGCCACUUCUGCCCUGGCCCCCAAGAUCGGCCCCCUGGGUCUGUCUCCAAAAAAGGUUGGUGAUGACAUUGCCAAGGCAACGGGUGACUGGAAGGGCCUGAGGAUUACAGUGAAACCGACCAUUCAGAACAGACAGGCCCAGAUUGAGGUGGUGCCUUCUGUCUCUGCCCUGAUCAUCAAAGCCCUCAAGGAACCACCAAGAGACAGAAAGAAACAGAAAAACAUUAAACACAGUGGGAAUAUCACUUUUGAUGAGAUCGUCAACAUUGCUCGACAGAUGCGGCACCGAUCCUUAGCCAGAGAACUCUCUGGAACCAUUAAAGAGAUCCUGGGGACUGCCCAGUCUGUGGGCUGUAAUGUUGAUGGCCGCCACCCAGAUGACAUCAGUAGUGGUGCUGUGGAAUGCCCAGCCAGUUAAGCACAAAGGAAAAUAUUUCAAUAAAGGAUCAUUUGACAACUGGUUAAAAAAAAAAAAAA